AAUGGUUUUAUGAACAUCAACAUCCAAUCAAUUGUACGAAUAAACGGUUUGCUAUUAUUCAAAAUUAUGCUUGGUCUGGUUUUGGAUCAACCGUUCAUCAAAUUGCAUGGGCAUUUGGUGCAGCAAUAGCAGAUAAUAGAAUUGCUGUGUAUAAAAUCCCAGGAAAUUGGCUUUAUGGAGAUUGUAAUUCAACAACACCAGAUUGUUUUUUUCUUCCUAUCACAAACUGUUCAAUUCCAUCCAAAGUUGAUGGUAAUCAAACAAUUACAAUCAAUGCUAAGUUUGGCCAUUGGUCUAAAUCAAUUAUUCCAUCUACAUUUCAAAAUCAAACUUUUAAUUGGUAUCGUGUACAAAUAAUAUUUUAUUUAAUUCGAUAUAAACCUGAAACAUUAGCUCAUGUACUGAAUGCCAUAUCAAAACAAUUUCAACCAUCUUCAAUCGAUCUUCAUCAUCCUUAUAUUGCUGUUUACGUACGUCGAUCAGAUAAAGUUAGAAAUAAAGAAAUGUCUCGAGCAUUUACACUUAAACAAUAUUUUGAUUUAUUUGAUGCUCAUGCUCGACAAGCGAAUAUAUCAACGAUUUAUAUUAAUUCUGAAGAUGAAAAAGUACUCAAUGAAUUUGUUCAAAUAAAUAAAGAAAAACAAGGUUAUUAUAAAUUAUUAAAUCUAACAUUGCCAAGAAAUAUUGUUUUUGGGUCAUUAAUUCAUAUGACAAAACAACAACGUGGGAAAAUUGUAUUAGAAUUUCUUACUGAUUUAUUUAUUGAAGCUAAUGCAGAUUUACAUGUCGGUACAUUAACAUCAAAUUGGUGUCGAUUAGUUGACGAAAUGCGACUUGCCUUAGGAAAAUUAAUACCUUUCUAUACACCUGAACAAAUAUACAGAGUAUAA
Rotaria sp. Silwood1 is the source of this 890-nucleotide messenger RNA. The record is from the annotation of a GenBank genome assembly. Lineage: Eukaryota; Metazoa; Rotifera; Eurotatoria; Philodinida; Philodinidae.